AUGACCCAGAGAAAUCUGGUCUCGUGGACGGCCAUGAUUUCUGGCUACACCAAGCACAUGCGGUAUCAGGAGGGGCUAGCCUUGUUUCGCGAAAUGCUACUUUCGGGGGUAGGAAUAAAUGAGUUGACACUGGUCAGUGUACUGUCGGCUUGUGCUCAUCUCGGAGCUCUUGGCGUGGGAAGACGGGUGCACUGUUAUAUCCACCGGAAUCAUAUUCCUCUUAACCCGUUACUUGCGGCUGCACUCAUUGACAUGUACGCGAAAUGUGGGCACAUGGACAAAGCAUCACGAGUCUUCCAAACGGCACCGGUAAGGAGCGUUUCGACUUGGAAUUCUCUCAUUGGUGGACUUGCUAUCCAUGGUUGUGGAAGGGAAGCCUUGGAGAGGUUCCAGCAAAUGCAAAUAGAUGGAACAAAACCGGAUGAUGUUACCUUCGUUGCCUUGUUAUCUGCUUGCAGCCAUUCAGGGCUGGUGGAGGAAGGCCAGGAGAUAUUCUAUUCCAUGAGAGGAGACUGUGGGAUUCAACCUAACAUCAAGCAUUUCGGGUGUUUGGUAGAUCUCUUGUGCAGGGCAGGCCGAAUAGAGGAGGCUUACCAGGUCAUGAUAGACAUGCCCAUGGAACCCAAUGAGUUCCUCUGGGGAGCUCUGCUCAAUGCAUGUGCUCGCGACGGUAAUGUUUCGUUUGCUGAGAGAGCCAUGGAAAAGCUUGUUGAGUUGGAGCCAUUCAAUGAUGGAAACUAUGCUCUCAUGUCAAACGUUUACGCUGCUAACGAACAGUGGAAUGAUGUUGGCAAGGUGCGAAGACUCAUGAAGGAUAUGCAGAUCAUCAAGAACCCAGGUCUUAGUUUGAUUGAGGUUGAUAACAUAGUGCAUGAGUUCAUGGCUGCAGACAUUAAGCACCCAUUUCUAGGAGAGAUCGACUCUACAUUAGAAGAUUUGAUGAUGACGAUUAGCUAA
Messenger RNA from Eucalyptus grandis, 957 nucleotides. RefSeq names its product pentatricopeptide repeat-containing protein At5g66520-like. The record is from RefSeq and is a predicted model, not a curated record. Gene Ontology annotation, biological process: RNA modification. The coding region runs from base 1 to 957 and encodes 318 amino acids. Gene Ontology annotation, molecular function: protein binding; RNA binding. The transcript has a single exon. Lineage: Eukaryota; Viridiplantae; Streptophyta; Magnoliopsida; Myrtales; Myrtaceae.